CUGUACUUCAUGUCGGCACCUCCUCUGUCCCCUCUCUUCGCCCCCACAGCAAAACCUUCUGCUGCCAACUAUGGAACUCUCUUCCAUUAGGCAUCUGUAACAUUAACACUCCAGAUCCACACUUAAAAGUGACCUUGUGACUGCCUACAAGAAGACGAAACCAUGGGGAAUACAAGCAGUGAGAGGGCUGCAAUGGGCCAUGGGGAGAAGGCUCAGCGAAGAGACAGCCGGGGAAUCAAAGAGGGGGAAAGGCCUAAAAUCCUCAUGGAUAGCCCAGAGGAUGCUGAUAUUUUUCAUGGAGAAGACAUAAAGGCCCCUCUGGAGAAGGAGGAGUUCCUUGCUUGGCAGCAAGACAUCGAAUCAGAAGAUAAAGGCCCAGCUGUAGACCGACCAACAGUUUUUCGCUGGACAGGGGAUGGAAAAGAGGUCUACAUCUCUGGAUCUUUCAACAACUGGACCAAUAAGAUUCCCCUCAUAAGAAGUCAGAACACAUUUGUGGCAAUUGUAGAUCUACCUGAGGGAGAGCAUCAGUACAAGUUUUAUGUAGAUGGCCAGUGGACCCAUGACCCAGCUGAGCCUAUUGUGACCAGCCAGCUUGGCACCGUUAACAAUGUCAUCCAGGUGAAGAAAACAGACUUUGAGGUGUUUGAUGCUCUGAUGGUGGAUUCACAGAAAUCCUCUGACGUGUCAGAUUUGUCCAGCUCUCCCCCUGGCCCAUAUCAUCAGGAAGCUUAUGUUCCUAAACAGGAUGAAAAGUUUAAGUCUCCACCUAUACUCCCUCCUCACCUCCUCCAAGUCAUCCUCAAUAAAGACACUGGCAUAUCUUGUGACCCUGCAUUACUUCCAGAGCCGAACCAUGUCAUGCUUAAUCACCUUUACGCACUCUCAAUUAAGGUGAUAAACCAACACAAAGUAGUUGUGAAGUGAGAUGAAGAGCAAGCAAUACACCCUGCAAACACACCACACAGGAUGGAGUGAUGGUGCUCAGUGCAACGCAUCGCUAUAAGAAGAAGUAUGUCACCACUUUAUUGUAUAAACCCAUCUGAUGGCCAUCUGUUUCAUUCCAUCGGUGUGUGCACUAACUGUACACCAAGUGUGCAAAAUAUUUCCACGAAGCUUUUUUUUUUAUACCAUGAAAUACAAAAAAUAGACAAAACCUGUCUCACACCCCUCGCUGGUCUUUAAGCUGAGAAACAACUCUGAAUGAGACAAAUGAUAAUAUUUACAUUUUUAUAAAAUAAUCUCCUGAUCCCUCACAAAAUUCUAAUUCUUUACAGUGCAUAAGAAGAGAUGGUACGUUAUAUUAAAUGAUACAUUUAGAAAUCUUCAAACAUACUAAACACUGCAAAUAACAUUUCUAUAAAUAUGCUUUAACAAGACUGCUUAUGGCAGGGGACAAACAGGUCAGUAGUUCUGAGCCCAUGGUGGAGUGGGAGCCAACCAUGAAUUAUAGUUUUUUCAAAAAAGGCUUUUUGUUCUUUCUAAUUGUAAUGCCCACACCCACUACCCCCUCCGCCGACACAACUUCUGACUUUAAGUCCAUUAAGCCGCUCCAGUAAAUUAUAAAAUGCUCGGCUUGCUACAGGCAGAGAGAGGAAAAUAUGAGUCUUCGAUCUGUCGCUUCGCUUUGGGUCAGACAGCUGCUCCAUCACUUUGAUAUUAAGGAAUGGUACUGUUUCUGUCCCAGGAGGAACACGCCUCAAUCUGCAGGUAAUAACUUACCUUCUGUUCGCUCUCUAAUCCACUGUAACCUACAGGUAACAGCUGGUCCUCGUUCAGCUUUGUGCCUUUUCUGCAUUUUCUGCUAAAAUGGCACAAACUCUGCCAGAGACCUGUUGUGUAUUUUAGCUAGUGGAAGUUAUUGUUAGAACAUUUCCUUUAAGUUACAUUUGGGGGCUGGUAAACACUAAUGGUUGAGCUGUUUCAUAGCUUGCUCUGACGUUACUACCAGGUGGUCCUCAAACGCAGCAAGUAGGUUCUGGGCUGGAGGUGAGUGGCUGUGAAUGCGAUGAAGAUACUGCUAAAGGAAAGUUUGGCACAAGGCUGAAAUCUAAACAAAUCAUAAAAUCAGAAGCAAAACAUAAACAUUAUUUGGAUUACACCAGCAUGUAUGGAAAGCCAAAAGUGCCACAAUUCAAUUAAAUAAAAAAAAGUCCCAAAAAUUAUAUUUAUACAAGGAAAAACAAAAAAUUGAAGAUACAUGGAUCAGAAAAAAUGUUUAUCUGUUGUGUAAUUUACUUCAUUGUCAUGUGCUGCAGAACAGCAUGAAUUAGUUUUAUCUCUAACUUACACAUCAGUCAUUUCGCAGGACAAAAAGUAGUAUAGAAAUGGUGAUUGGUCUACAGCUGAGUUGCUGUGCAGCGUAACCAAUCAGUUGUUAGCGUUUCUUUACUGAGACACAGCUGCAGUUUCAGUUAUUUCAUUAUGUAGCAUAUAAAAAAGUAAUUUAAAAACAAUUUUUUAUGUAUGAUUUAUUUUAUGUAGAUUUCCCAGUUUAAUUAUUUUGUCAAGUAAUAAAUUGAGACCAUUAUAAUUUAUUGAAAAGAAUAUAUAUCUAUUUGCUGUAUACGUUUCCAAUUUUAUUCAGAUGAUCACAUAUAACAAUGUAUUUAAUAACUUAUUCAUUUUGGAGAUUUGUGUCAUUGUAAGCUUUCUACAUCAGCAAUGUCAUGUAGAAUCUGUUCCAAGGAUGAAAACUAAAAUAAAUCCAAAGUAUGAAGCAGAUAGGAGGGGGAAGAAGGGAAAAUGAGGGUAAGGAAGAAUAUGUGAGGAGAAAGAAGUAGACAGAAUGCAGUGUCAAUCAUGUCUUUCAGUGGUAAAUAUUAAUUUUCUACUAGUUACAAAAUGCAUAGGGUGGGGCCCCAUCUCAGAUUAUCUUGUCCUGGGCCCAGGGAAGGCUGUCAGCUGGCCUGUGCUUAAAGAGGUCCAAUUAUUAAUGACAUUACCUUAAGCUUUAUGAACCUCUGAAAUUAGCAACGUCCUUCAUUUUUUUUUUUUUACAGCUAAAACUGUUACAGUGGUGCUUGAAAAUGUAUGUGAAAUCAGUCUGAAAUCCUCAAGCCAAGAUGUAAUCCAAAGGUGAAAUUAAAGUUUUAGUAUUUUCUGUCUAUGGGAGGAAAACAAUUGCAGAUUGGCAUAGUGAAGGAAAAUCGAAGUCUUAUCAGGUCGGCAAAGGGGAUUACUUAGAACCUCAUACUGAGAGUUGUUCAAUCUUAUCCUUAGCUCAAUCCUAAGCCUUAGACAUGGUUUCUGUCUGCAUCAGUUUUAUCCUCCACUGAAUAAAGAAUUGUGGUUAAUCAACCGUUGCUAACAGACUUGCAUCCCGCCCUCUCAAAAGUAACAAUCCAAUUCCUUUGGAGAUGAUGCAAUGCGUAGGUCGAAUGCUCAAAGCAACACAGUGAGCAAUGCUGUGAAGGUUGCAAAAAGAAAACCCACUGUUCUACAAGAUUAUUGCUUUGUUUUUGUAGGUUAAACUUGCAUUAACAAAACAGGAGGCUGAAGGGAACAAAAUAUGACAAAAAGAUGAUAAAACUAUCGUGUGAGAAUAACAUUUACUCAGCCUGAAGAGAGAAAGAAAGGAAAAAAGAAAAACAGAUGAUUGAUGAAUCAGUGGAAAAAUGAUAAGGUGACCUGUCUUUACAUUUUGCUUAACAUGACUCAUCCAUUUUGAUUAAACUAUAAAUGCUGAAUAAUACCUAAAACAAUUCAACAAACAAAUUGAACUGCCCUGCUCUUCAAAUCCGUCCUCCGUGGAGUGGCCAAAUAUCAGCCAUAUAUGUGGACUGGCGACCUGUCCAGGGUGUAACCCGCCAUCUGCUGGAGAUAGGUACCAGCUUCCCCGCGACCCACUGCAGAAGAAACGGUAUAGAAAAUGACUGACUGACAUUGAACUGCUUGUAAAAACAUAUCUUUCAUCCAAAAAGAUCAUUAAAGUAUAACAAAUGGAAACCUAAUGUUGUUGGAUCAUAUUGGAGGAAAAAAAGGUCAAACAUCUGUUCAAAGUUGGCAGUUUUUCAAGAACUACUGAGAACAGAUGAGCACUCUGAUACUUAUUUGUACUCUCUGUAUAUCUAGUCAUUGUAAACAUCUGCCUAAGGUUGUACAUGUCUCAGUAGCUCCAUUCCUAUUUAAUAUGCCUUUAUUUGUACAUUGAUUUCUGGGAGUAUCUUUGCUAAGUAGAACACAGAAGCAAUAAUGAUUUGGUAGGACACUGAAAUGAUUUUAAUCAAAACAAAUAAUGAAAUGUUCUCUUUUAUCAUGCUGAACGAAAUAUGUAUAAGUAUAAUAUAUGUAUAAAUAUAUCUAUUGCUGUUUUCUUUCCCAUGGCUGAGAAGACAAAAAGUCAUUAAUCAAGAAUGUGAACCUUCAGGUUAUGGACUGAAAGUAUGCACUAAGGCAGUUCUCUGUUUAUUGUCUUGUGCUGUUUAUGUUGAUGGUGAAAUGUAUCAACUGCUGAACACAGAGGACAGAGUUAACAUAUAUUUUAUAGUGUAUUUACAGGUGAUCUUUUAUUUAAAUUUUAGUUGAUGUUUUUUUGUUGACCCAGUUUAUUUCACCUAUGUUGAUUGCCUUGUUUGGUAAGAACCAUUUCACUCAAAUAAAUGUUUAACACUUGUUUCGAUGUUGAAUUUGUGCACUGAUAACAUGACAAUGUACUGAUACCACUGUCAUAUUUUUUUCACUUUUCUGCUUGAUGAAAAUAUUAAAUUAAGAUCACAACAA
Molecule: messenger RNA, 4722 nt
Organism: Girardinichthys multiradiatus
Lineage: Eukaryota; Metazoa; Chordata; Actinopteri; Cyprinodontiformes; Goodeidae
Gene: prkab1a
Product: protein kinase, AMP-activated, beta 1 non-catalytic subunit, a
Exons: 9
Coding region: 163-927 (254 amino acids)
Biological process (GO): signal transduction
Cellular component (GO): cytoplasm; nucleotide-activated protein kinase complex; nucleus
Molecular function (GO): protein kinase binding
Source: RefSeq, a predicted model, not a curated record